ACUUCCAUUCAUUUCAUUCAAUGAUUCCUUCCACUUUUUCCAAUCCACCAUUCCUUUUCAAAGUAUUGAUUCUCCUCCACUUAUUACCAUCAUCUCUACAAAUUAACCACACAAAUUCAACUUCAUUCACAUCCCCCCCAAUGCCUGUAAACCCACAAAAGAAGCUUCAAAGGCUACCACACGUUUUCAGCCGGAUUCUUGAGCUCCCGCUCCGAUCACAGGCCGAUGUUUUCAUCGAAGACAGACCCGAUUGUUUUCGGUUCACAGCGAGUAUACAGGAUGGCAUGUUUUGUGGCCGGGUUCGGGCUUACGCCGUGACGAUUCAUCCUGGUGUGAUGAAGGUUGUUGUGAGGGGAGGAAAUUGUGGUGGGGUGGAAUUGUUGUUGGAGAAAUUGGAAGUUGAUGUUUGGAGGUUUAGGCUUCCGAAGACGACGCGACCGGAGUUGGCGACUGCGGUUGUUUCGGGGCGAGAGCUUGUUGUUACUGUGCCUAAGGGUGGACGGAGUGGACGCGGUGAGAGGGUUGAAGAGGAAAGGGAAGUUUGGGGUGGGGGUGGGGGGCGUCUUGUGUUUGUACAAUGAGUAUUCUAGCGGUAUUAACGUGUGUUGAAAAUAUAUGUCUGUAGUUGAUAAAUGCGUAAAUUAAUAGUAGAAUCAUGUAUGAGUUAGAAGUUCUAAAAAAAGUUAUAUUUUGAAUGGAAUAAUGGUCAUUGAAUCC
Molecule: messenger RNA, 717 nt
Organism: Helianthus annuus (common sunflower)
Lineage: Eukaryota; Viridiplantae; Streptophyta; Magnoliopsida; Asterales; Asteraceae
Exons: 1
Coding region: 21-581 (186 amino acids)
Source: RefSeq, a predicted model, not a curated record